AUGUCUCUACUCUGCCAUAACAAAGGCUGUGGGCAGCACUUUGACCCCAAUGCCAACCUUCCUGAUUCCUGUUGCCAUCACCCUGGGGUCCCAAUCUUCCAUGAUGCACUGAAGGGUUGGUCCUGCUGCCGGAAGCGAACUGUAGAUUUCUCUGACUUCUUAAACAUCAAGGGCUGUACUGUGGGACCACACUGUGCUGAGAAGCUCCCUGAGGCUCCUCAACCUGAGGUGCCUGCCACAAGCAGUUCACUUCAGGAGCAAAAACCUCUGAAUACGAUUCCAAAGUCAGCAGAGACUUUGCGUCGGGAGAGGCCCAAGUCAGAGUUGCCUCCAAAGCUGCUUCCACUAAAUAUAUCCCAAGCCCUGGAAAUGGCAUUGGAACAGAAGGAAUUAGACCAGGAACCUGGAGCAGGACUUGACAGUAGUCUGAUCCGGACUGGUUCCAGCUGCCAGAAUCCAGGAUGUGAUGCUGUUUACCAAGGCCCCGAGAGUGAUGCUACUCCAUGUACCUACCACCCAGGAGCACCUCGAUUCCAUGAGGGGAUGAAGUCUUGGAGCUGUUGUGGCAUCCAGACCCUGGAUUUUGGGGCAUUCCUGGCACAGCCAGGAUGCAGAGUUGGUAGGCAUGACUGGGGGAAGCAGCUGCCAGCGUCUUGCCGUCAUGAUUGGCACCAGACAGAUUCCUUAGUAGUGGUGACUGUAUAUGGCCAGAUUCCACUUCCUGCGUUCAACUGGGUGAAGGCCAGUCAAACUGAGCUCCAUAUCCACAUUGUCUUUGAUGGUAACCGUGUGUUCCAGGCACAGAUGAAGCUCUGGGGGGUCAUAAACGUGGAGCAGAGCUCUGUCUCCUUGAUGCCAUCUCGGGUUGAAAUCUCCUUGGUCAAGGCUGACCCAGGAUCCUGGGCCCAGCUGGAGCACCCCGAUGCACUAGCUGAGAAGGCUAAGGCAGGGGUUGGGUUAGAGAUGGAUGAGGAAGAAUCUGAGGAUUCAGAUGAUGAUCUGAGCUGGACAGAGGAGGAGGAAGAGGAGGAAGCAAUGGGGGAAUAG
This is a messenger RNA of Neomonachus schauinslandi (Hawaiian monk seal), 1047 nucleotides long. RefSeq names its product integrin subunit beta 1 binding protein 2 (gene ITGB1BP2). NCBI's taxonomy places the organism in Eukaryota, Metazoa, Chordata, Mammalia, Carnivora, Phocidae. The transcript has 11 exons. The coding region runs from base 1 to 1047 and encodes 348 amino acids. The record is from RefSeq and is a predicted model, not a curated record.